Messenger RNA from Manacus vitellinus (golden-collared manakin), 2130 nucleotides. It is a transcript of the gene ARK2C, whose product is annotated as ring finger protein 165. Gene Ontology annotation, biological process: motor neuron axon guidance; positive regulation of BMP signaling pathway. NCBI's taxonomy places the organism in Eukaryota, Metazoa, Chordata, Aves, Passeriformes, Pipridae. The coding region runs from base 1 to 1059 and encodes 352 amino acids. The record is from RefSeq and is a predicted model, not a curated record. The transcript has 9 exons. Gene Ontology annotation, molecular function: ubiquitin protein ligase activity; zinc ion binding.
AUGGCGGGCUUUCUGGGGUCCACCAGCACUAUGCUUGUUGAGGACUGGUUCUCCGUUGUGCAAGCUGGUGCUCCCUUUCAAAGGUCUCAGCAUCCCCAUGCUACCUCCUGCCGGCAUUUCCACCUGGGUCCCCAGCCUCAGCUCUCCGCCGACUUCACCCUGCCUCACGCAGUGCAGCCCCAGCCGGGGCUGACCCCUCACAUGGCCCCUGCACACCAGCACAGUGGCCCCCUGCACCAGCCCCUGGCCCCAGUGCCACCCCUGCCCUUCCAGGACGUCGCUGGACCCUCCUUCCUACCUCAGGCGCUACACCAGCAAUACCUCCUCCAGCAGCAGCUCCUCGAGGCACAGCACCGCCGGCUCAUGCCCCAUCCCAGGCGGGCUCAAGAGCGCAUGUCUGUCCAGCCUCACCGCCUACACCCCAGCUUCGACUUCAGCCACCAACUGCAGACUCCACAACCCAUGGGGCCCCAGCCCAGGUAUUUAGCAGAAGGCACGGACUGGGACCUCAGCGUCGAUGCGGGACUGACUCACGCCCAGUUCCAGGUCCGUCCCGUCCCUCAGCCAUAUCAGCAUUACUUAGCCACACCUCGGAUGCACCAUUUCCCCAGAAGCACAUCCUCAACGCAGAUGGUUGUUCAUGAAAUCAGAAAUUAUCCUUACCCUCAACUUCAGUUGCUUGCUCUUCAGGGACUGAACCCAAGCAGGCACACAUCUGCUGUGCGGGAGAGCUAUGAAGAGCUGCUGCAGCUGGAGGACAGGCUGGGCAGUGUGAACCGGGGCGCCGUCCAGAACACCAUCGAGAGAUUCACCUUCCCCCACAAGUACAAGAAGAGAAGACCACAAGAAGGCAAAGCUGAGCAAGAUGAUGGAGAGGAGUCAGACACUGAUGAGAAAUGCACAAUCUGUCUGUCCAUGCUAGAAGAUGGAGAAGACGUCAGGCGGUUGCCUUGUAUGCAUCUCUUCCACCAAGUGUGCGUGGACCAGUGGCUGGCCACAAGCAAGAAGUGCCCGAUCUGCAGGGUGGACAUUGAAACACAGCUCGGCUCGGACAGCUGAAAGGGCUGGCUGGAAACACCAUUUUCCUUACCAGGUCGUAUGGCCAUAGACCCUUGCAGCAAAAUUUUUGCCUUCUGAGCCAUUUGAUUGAGAGGGGAAGUCUGCAGGCACGUUAGUGAGGAGGAGGAGGAGGAGGUGGUGGUACAAUAUCUAGCAGUAGGAGAUAUUGCACAUACGCAGGAUACAGGCCCAGUGAAAGGGAGCUGGCAUUCCCGGAGCUCAGAGACCCCGUGCUGCAGAAGAUUUAGUGUUGAACAUGAAGGAACUAGUUGUGGUAGCCUGGCCUGUCAAUCCUGCACUUCAUGGGGAUUGUAUAUAUACCUCUCGAAUAUGUAGAAACAUGUUAGGGGUCCUUUAGCUAUUUCUAUGGAUGGCAGCUGGAGCAUGUUAGCUUAAGAAAUGUUGUGUUUGAUGCCCUACUCAUCUUGUGGUGGACAUGUUGCUGUUACCUAUUUUGCACCAAAUAUUUUUUCAUAGAUUCCUUAUUUUGGUGCCUGAUUAAUACAUUGCAGAGGGGGAAUAAAGAGGUCAAACUUUCCUACCCUUGGGGUGGGGGAAGAGGAGAAAAAGCAAAAUCCUGUUUACAGUCAGAAGGGUUUGCGCUCUUUGCCUCAGCCGCGUGUGCUUCUUUCCCUUGCAUUUACAGUGUGUUGCAAAUUUAGAGAAGCUUAAAGAAAUAAAAAUUGGGGAUAAAAUGAACGAAGCAAUAGGGAGAAGCUUCGUUCCUGCUUGUCUGCUGGUGCUGGACACUUUCUGUAGGGGCAUAAUAUUGGACUAGAUGCUGUUUCUUUGCUUUCUGUAUCUUUAACAAAGUAGCUUGUCAUAUCAAAAUCCAAGGAAGAUCUGUCUAUUUGAUUGCCAUUGUCUGUGAUGCUUUCUCCUGUGAGCUGCGUGACUGGUUGGCUUCACCAGCUCCAAAAUGAUGGUUACUGGAGUUGGUGCCUACAGCUGUGCUUUGGGGUAUAAUAACACCAGAGAAGUGCCGAGAGGUGCAAAACAUUGACUCUUCUCCCUUGCGAAGGCAUCUCUGAUAACAGGACAGAAGAAAACUCGAUGCUCUCAAGGCACUGC